UUCACUUUCAUUUCCGUUUACCUACGCGUUUGACUCAGUCGACUGACAUCGAGAGCUGUGCAAAAAUGAGCAAAAUUUCUACGGUAGGAUCUCCUCCUGCGGUACACAACUCCGACCACAAAGACAAAACCUCCAAUCCAUUGGAGUUUCCUCUGAACAAUGACGUCACCAUUCUGCAGAGCCCAGCGCCCUGCCCCGAUGGACCGUUUGACUGGAAGGUGCUGAAGACUGUUCGUUCGGCUCUCAAGCUCGGACAGAUCACGGCUGCCAUCGUAAUUCUGGCGCUCACCCGAACCCGGAGCCGUCGCAAUUCGGAACCGCUGGAUUCUCUUGCGGAAAUGGCGUUCCUAUUCCUCGCCAUCAAUGCCCUGAUAGGAACGGUGCUUUCCUUGGCCGAUUCCAUCUUGAUAGCCCAUCCUCUCCGAAAGGCAUUCACUCCGGUGCUAUGGUUCCGGGUGAAACUUUGGCUUACGGGAUUGGCAGCAGUUGCGUUCCAUACGCUGGCAUAUUUCGUGCUGGUUAUUGCCCUCAACUACUAUGGUUACGAAUCCAACAUAGUGGCGGCCGCUUUCGGAUUUUUCAAUGCCGGGCUGUAUCUGGUGGAUUGGUGGUUGGAUUUUAGCAAACGGCAUGAAAUUGUUAGGAACCUGGAAAAUACGAGGGAUUUUGAAGAUGUGUAAAACUAUGUGUUGCUUGGUUGAUAAAGGUAAACUGAAGAACUUACGAAUUCAUAUUGUAUGUACAUUGAAAGUAACAAUAAAAUAAAUAUAACAGUAUAAUAUUGUUAA
Molecule: messenger RNA, 788 nt
Organism: Aedes albopictus (Asian tiger mosquito)
Lineage: Eukaryota; Metazoa; Arthropoda; Insecta; Diptera; Culicidae
Exons: 2
Coding region: 66-680 (204 amino acids)
Cellular component (GO): membrane
Source: RefSeq, a predicted model, not a curated record